Saccostrea cuccullata (small rock oyster) is the source of this 686-nucleotide messenger RNA. RefSeq names its product acanthoscurrin-2-like. Lineage: Eukaryota; Metazoa; Mollusca; Bivalvia; Ostreida; Ostreidae. The coding region runs from base 11 to 619 and encodes 202 amino acids. The record is from RefSeq and is a predicted model, not a curated record. The transcript has 4 exons.
UAGAGACAAAAUGAAGGCCAUCUUGACGACUCUGUUGGUAUCGUUGUGUGUUGGCGCUAGCCUGGCAACCAGCUACGGCGGGGGCGGUGGCGGGGGUGGGUAUUACGGGGGAUAUGGAGGUUAUAGUGGGUACGGAGGAUAUGGUGGAUACGGAGGGUACGGCGGGGGAUACGGCGGGGGAUAUAGUGGUGGAAAGGGUUACGGAAAAGGGAAAGGUGGAGGUAGCUACUCUACCAUUAUUUAUUACCCGGUGGCUCAGGACUACUACGUGCCGGUGCCCGUUGACGGAGGAAUGGGAGGAUAUGGUGGAUAUGGGGGAGGAUAUGGAUAUGGCGGAGGAUAUGGAUAUGGCGGAGGAUUAGGAGGAGGAUUGGGAGGAGGAUUAGGAGGAGGUUUGGGAUUACCCAAUGGCGGUCUUGGACUGGCCCUGGGCUCCGUCUAUAACCAAAACCAAGGUUUCCUCGGUGGGGGUGGAUUUGGGGGUGGCUUCGGGGGUGGAAGCCCGCUCUUAGGAGGUAUCGGAGCCCUCGCCGCUGCUUCGAAUCCUUUACUCGGAAUAGGUUUGGCUGCCGCCGGUGGAUUCCCGGGUCUCGGCUUCCUUGGAGCCUUGACUGGUUGAUUAUUCAGAGCUGAUUGUCUGCAUCACGCAUCGCAUACUAUAGUUUACGAAGUUUUGUCACCGCCCA